Knipowitschia caucasica is the source of this 2763-nucleotide messenger RNA. The record is from the annotation of a GenBank genome assembly. Lineage: Eukaryota; Metazoa; Chordata; Actinopteri; Gobiiformes; Gobiidae.
AUGUUUAAACACUUCAGGUGGGCUAAUAUUGCUGUGGUUUCAUCAAACGAGGACAUCUGGAGAGACACAGCAGGAAGAGUAGCCACAGCUUUGAGGAACAAAGGGCUCCCGGUGGGUCUGGUGGCCGCUGCUGGCAACAAGACAGAGAUCUACACUACGCUGGAGAAGAUCGAGGCCGCGGGAGAGAUAAGAGUAAUCGUCAUGUGUAUGCACUCCGUGUUGAUCGGAGGAGAGCAGCAGGCCAGUUUCCUUCUCGCUGCUCAGGAGAGAGGCCUGACGUCUGGGAAGUAUGUGUUUGUUCCUUAUGACACGCUCCACUACAGCGUUCCCUACAACAACGUCACACACUUCGCUCUGAAAAACAACAGUCGACUGAUGAAAGCCUAUGACUCUGUGCUCACCGUUACCAUGGCGUCCGAACCCCUGUCUUUCUAUGAGGCGUUCAGUGGUGCUCAGCUAUCCCAGGAAGUGAUGCUGAAGGUGACACCCAAUCAGGUGAGCCCUCUGUAUGGCACCAUCUACAACAGCCUCUAUCUUCUGGCUCAGUCCAUCCACAACGCCAGGAAAGCAGGGAUGAUACUUUCCGGCUCCAAUCUGGCUUAUUUCACCAGGAACACCGCCUUCAACGGCUUCAACCAAAAUGUUCAAGUAGACAAGAACGGUGAUGUCAAAACCAACUAUGUCAUACUCGACACUGACAAAGGCCCGACUCUGUUCCAAACCUAUUUGGUGGAUUUAAAGUUGUCUAAGCUGCGUUUUGCUGGGAGGUCCAUAUUUUUCCCUGGAGGAGCAGCACCGCCUUCCGAUUCUAACUGCUGGUUUGACCCCUCUGUUCCCUGCUCUGGAGGAUUGGAAGUGACAUACAUUGUUAUAGUCUUUGUUGUGACAUUCUCAGUGGGUCUUGCAGGUCUUGGGAUAAGCUUGUACAUAAGGAGGAGGCUUCAACAGAUCCAGCUGUUUAAAGGACCCAAUCGCAUUCUUUUGACUCUGGAGGAUCUAACUUUUAUAAACCCCCAAAUAAGUCGAAAGAAAAUCACUCUGGAGGAUCUGAGUGAGUCUAAAAGUAUGAUAGAGGACAAGUCACAAGAUUGCUCCCACUCCAUGAACAGCACGCCCACAGCCACUCACGAAACCACCAAUAUAGCAGUCUAUGAGGGUGAUUGGGUGUGGCUCAAGAAGUUUGAGGACGGACAGUUUAAGGAAGUGAAGCAGAGUACCACCAAGAUUUUUACAAAGAUGAAGGACCUCCGAAAUGAAAACGUGAAUCCGUUCUUAGGCUUCUUCCAGGACAGUUCCGUGGUGGCGGUGGUGACAGAGCACUGUUCUAGAGGGAGUCUGCAGGAUCUGCUCCGGAACGAAGAUGUGAAGCUGGACUGGAUGUUUAAGUCCUCACUCUUACUGGACCUGAUCAAAGGAAUUAAAUACCUCCACCACAGAGAUUUUCCUCACGGGAGGCUGAAGUCCCGUAAUUGUGUGGUUGACGGUCGCUUUGUCCUCAAAAUCACUGACUAUGGAUUUAAUGAGUUACUGGAGUCACAGAAAGCCCCUUUUGAAGAGCCUCCCCCCGAAGAGUUAUUUUGGACGGCUCCUGAGUUCUUGAGAGACCCUCCAAGUAUCCGCAGAGGCACGUAUAAAGGAGACGUGUACAGUUUUGCCAUCAUCCUGCAGGAAGUGGUGGUCCGCGGCCCCCCAUACUGCAUGCUCGGACUCACUCCUCAGGAGAUCAUUCGUAAAGUGAAAAAGCCUCCUCCGAUGUGCCGCCCCACCGUGGCUCCAGACCAGGCGCCUCUGGAGUGUAUCCAGCUCAUGAAACAGUGCUGGAGUGAGCAGCCCGACCGCAGACCCAACUUCAAUGAGAUCUUUGACCGGUUUAAGAUCAUCAACAAGGGCAAAAAGACCAACAUCAUUGACUCGAUGCUGCGGAUGUUGGAACAGUACAGCUCUAACCUGGAGGACCUGAUCCGGGAGCGGACAGAGGAGCUGGAGGUGGAGAAGCAGAGGACUGAGAAACUGCUGUCAGAAAUGCUCCCACCCUCUGUGGCCGAGGCUCUAAAGACAGGAGCUACAGUGGAGCCUGAGUACUUUGAUCAGGUGACCAUAUACUUCAGUGACAUUGUGGGCUUCACCACCAUCUCCAGUCUCAGUGACCCCAUCGAGGUGGUGGACCUGCUCAACGACCUCUACUCACUGUUCGACGCUGUGCUCAGCAACCAUGACGUCUACAAGGUGGAGACCAUCGGUGAUGCUUACAUGGUGGCAUCAGGUUUACCCAAGAGGAACGGAAACAAACAUGCAGCAGAGAUUGCCAACAUGUCCCUGAACAUCCUCAGCUCCGUGGGGACGUUCCGGAUGCGCCACAUGCCGGACAUCCCGGUCCGCAUCCGGAUCGGGAUCCACUCAGGGCCAUGUGUGGCUGGUGUGGUUGGUUUGACCAUGCCUCGGUAUUGCCUUUUUGGAGACACAGUCAACACUGCCUCAAGAAUGGAAUCCACUGGGCUGCCUUAUAGAAUUCAUGUUAAUCUUACAACAGUAAAGAUCCUGCGUUCACUGAACGAGGGCUACAAAAUCGACGUGAGGGGCAAAACUGAGCUGAAGGGUAAAGGAAUUGAAGAGACGUACUGGCUUGUAGGAAAAACGGGAUUCGCAAAACCAUUGCCGAAACCACCAGAAAUUAAACCAGGGGUCAACUGGCAGGAGAUGAUAACAGAGGAAAUCAAGAUGCACUUUCGAAAGGCAAAUCGGCAGGUGGACAAAAAGACUUGA